AUGGACAGUGACUUGAGUCCACAGGAUAAAAAAGACUUGGACAAAUUUAUUAAAUUCUUCUCCUUGAAGACAGUGCAGGUGAUAGUACAAGCUCGCCUUGGAGAGAAGAUAUGCACUCGCUCUUCUUCUUCACCAACAGGCUCUGACUGGUUCAAUUUGGCUAUCAAAGACAUCCCGGAGGUCACUCAUGAAGCCAAGAAGGCACUGGCUGGCCAGCUUCCAGGCAUUGGGCGCUCCAUGUGCGUUGAGAUCUCCCUGAAGACAUCAGAGGGCGACUCCAUGGAGUUAGAGACUUGGUGCCUCGAGAUGAAUGAAAAGUGUGAUAAGGACAUCAAGGUGUCAUACACGGUGUAUAACAGACUCUCUGUCCUUCUGAAGUCUCUGCUGGCCAUCACCAGAGUAACGCCUGCCUAUAAACUGUCCAGAAAGCAAGGACAUGACUAUGUCAUCUUAUACAGGAUCUACUUUGGGGAGGUCCAGCUGAGUGGACUAGGAGAAGGUUUUCAGACGGUGCGUGUUGGUGUUGUCGGCACCCCGGUCGGCACAGUCACGCUGUCCUGUGCCUACCGCACCAACCUGGCAUUCAUGUCCAGCAGGCAAUUUGAAAGGUCGGCCCCCAUCAUGGGGAUCAUCGUUGACCACUUUGUGGAUCCUCCCGGUAGCAGUCAGCGACCAGCAAACAUGGGACAGCCCUGCAACUACAGAGCCCCAGAUGAGGACGAUGGUGGAGUGUUUCCUGGAGUUCAGGACUCGCAGGAGGUCUGCACCACCUCCUUCUCCACCUCCCCUCCCUCUCAGUGUGUGUGUACACUGAGUCCAUCUCCUUCUAAACUGUCCAAGCCCCUCCCUCUGGACAGUCUGCAACUUCCAUUGGGUCCUGGACUUGUCACUCACAAUCUGUAUGCUUCCAGGUUGUCCUACCAACCUGCAGUUCUAGCAGGAGCUGCUGAGCUCUGUCACCCUGUGACCACCACUAACCAGAUAUUGCAUGCUGGGAAAGAAGGUGGAGUUAUUUUAGUUCCUGCCCAACCUCCGCAUGGAGCUGACGCCCAUCUGACCACAGAGCACGCCCCCAACACACCCACCAGCAGCGGUGAUGAUGAUGGUCUGCUGCAAAGCGGCAAAGGAAGGAGGGAUGAAGGUGGGAGAAGUGUCUCUCCCGCCGAUCCGGUGGAGUCUCUCAACGCUUUCACAAGAAAGGUUGGAGCUUUCGUUAAUAAACCAAGCACACAGACAACAGCAGCCAGUCUGGACCUGCCCUUCGCUGCAUUUGCUCCUCGAGGCCUGGACUUAGAGGAGAAUGACCCCAUGGUCCAGCCUCCAGACUCUCCUCCAUGCCAGUCCCCCCUGCAGGCGAGCCUUCAUUCUCAGGGCUCAGAAGGCUCAGGGCAGCAGGAAGACUUUGUCAUGGUCGACUUUCGUCCAGCUUUCUCGAAAGACGACUUGUUGCCAAUGGACCUGGGCACCUUCUACCGGGAGUUCCAGAACCCUCCACAGCUGGCCAGCCUCUCGCUUCACAUCAGCUCCCAGUCGAUGGCCGAUGACCUGGACUCGCUGCCCGAGAAGCUGCGCGUCUACGAGAAGAACAUCGACGAGUUUGAUGCUUUUGUCGACAUGCUCCAGUAG
Molecule: messenger RNA, 1626 nt
Organism: Menidia menidia (Atlantic silverside)
Lineage: Eukaryota; Metazoa; Chordata; Actinopteri; Atheriniformes; Atherinopsidae
Source: the annotation of a GenBank genome assembly